AUGACCCCAUGUGAGUAUUUGGUGGGCAAGGUGGGCACAGGCUAGCCCACACCAGCCCAACAUGGGCUAGCCCACACCAGCCCAACAUGGGCUUUCCUCUCCAAGCCCACACCAGUCCAACACAGGUUUGCCAACACCAAGCCCAGCUACUUCAUAAUGUUGAGGUGGGGACUCAUUAGAAUAUUUGGGGGAGUGGUUUGCAAAUACCCCAAUUCAUGUUAAGUUAAAAAAUAAUACAAUAUAUGAAAAUUGUAGACACCAUUCAAACCAAUGAGUUUAGAACAUUAAAGGCAAUUAUCUCCGAGUCAUCUUUUUUCAGAUAGAACCUUAUAGUUCUAAUGUCACAAGUUAUUUUUGUGCAAUCUUACUAGUGUUAAUAUAUAUAUAUCACACCUUGCACAUUGCCAGUUUGACGAAGUCUGUAAAAAAAAAAAACUGAAAUAAGUGCAUGUGACAUAUGACAACUAAGUUUCUCUGGUAAUAAUAUAUAUCUGAUAACAACAACAUUGUUGUCUUUCUGAUACAAUGAUACACGCAGCCUAUCCAAACGGGUGGGCUCAUUUCAGGAAAAGUGAGGGCUGCCCUUGGAGCCUAUGAGCAAAGCCGCAUCGGCCCAAUCUGGGCAGCCUACAUGGGUUUAACCCGCAUUGGGCCCACAUCAUGCCAAUGUGGGUACGUUUUCUGGGAAAAGACAGUCAACGUUAGGGAUACCCUCACCCCCACACUGAGCCAAUGCCUUGUGUGCAAAUGUGGAGCCGAUGAGAAAAGGCGCAUCGGCCCAAUGUGGGAAGCCUACAUGUGGCCAAUAUUUUCGCCCGGCCGCAUUGGGCCCACAUUGUCAUUGUGCCAAUCUGGACAUGUUUGCUCGGUAUCUAGGCUAGUUAGCUACGCAGUGGGAGCUCACCUGAAAAUUGUCCAACGCAGAACUAUUGAAUAACGAAAUCCAAUACUUCCACAACAGCAAAGAGAAAAGGGGUUUAAGCGAAUAUAUCGACAGUAAAGCUAGACAAGUCCACCUUCCCGGCUUCAGACAGCUAAAGUUAGCUACAAUAAAUAGCUAGCUUAGCAUCUGAUGCUAGCAGCUACCUGUCAGUCUAGUCACGCGGUGGAGCAUGCAGUUGUAAAACCUAAUAGCGAGGUAUCUUGCUCUGUGUCGUGGUUUCAAAGAUUGAAUUCAUGCUUGUUCUCAUUAGCUACGUAUCAUUGUCGCUGUUAUUGUUGUUAACUAGGGUAAACGCCUUUGGCUUUAGUGGUACACCCCUUCCGACUCACAAAGGAAACUUUGACCGGAAAACCCUCCUCUCAGCUAGAAAGGCAAAUCGUUACUUCCUUAUGGCAACAACUUGAUGACCAGUAUCAAAGAUAUACUCACAUCUAACCACACGACUGGAUGAGAUGUCAACUACUUGGGGAAUAAUAUAGCUUAAUGUAGCUAUGGCAUAUACGUAUUUGCUGUCUUGCCUUGCAUUGAAGAGAAGUUGAAUCAUGGCAAUAAACUCUUUCUGUGUUGUGGGCUUGUGGAAUGAAAUGCUUGGUCUGUGGCGCCACCUACUGGUUAUUAUUUCUGAUCAUUUUCCAUUAUUAUUGUCGAAUCGAAUACAAUGAUCUAAAGUUCACAAGUUCACAACCAAAACGUCAAAACGACGAAUGAACGGUUUUUCUGUUCAAAUCGACAGAAAAUAUGUUUUUGAAAACGUUAACGGUUCCUGCCCGCUGGACUGGGCCCCGGUGGAGCGGACUACUCUGGCUCCGGAGUGUAUCCGUGACCGGCUGGAUCAGGCACCGUGGGCGGACUGCUCUGUGCUCUGGAGUGGAGCAGCUGACCGUGUAGCUGUCAUUGCAACCGGUGGAGCGUACUGCUCGGGCUCCGGAGUGGAGCAGCUGACCGGUGCCGGACCAGCACCGUAAACGGUCAGCGAAAUUAGAUGAUGGGUGAGUUUUAGCAAGCAUAUGAAGUUGCGUAACAAUCACUUAUGAAGAUCUGACUUUUAAGAAAGUGCUCAUCAUUAUGAUCAGAUUAUUUUACAUAUCUUAUCUGAUCUUUCACUCAUCAAAGUUCUGUCGAACAAUAAUAAAAGUCUGUAAAACAGUGUAAUAAACAUUCUGCAGUGAAGUGCAUGGGGCGCACACACUGCAUAAUUCAUUAGUGUGAAACUGAUUAAACGCGAAGACAAAUUUCAGUUGAAUGCAUUCAGUUGUACAACUGACUAGGUAUCCCCCUUUCCCCUCUGGAACCAUUGCAAACCUUAUAGCCAGCGCCACACUUGUGACUGGUAAAAAAAUGUUUUUUUAAUGGAAAUAUAUAUAUAUACACCGAGUAUACAAAACAUUAAGAACACCGGCUCUUUCCAUGACAUAGCCAAGAGACAGAGGUGCACCAUAUGCAGGCCGGGACCCCACAGCACGCAGAGCCUCGGUCCUGAUGGGACCGACUCUCUAGCACAGUCUUCACCAACCUUUUCUUGUCAAGUUCACUUUCUGAGUCGAAAUGUAAGCCGAGAUCUACCGCUUGGAUAAAAAGAAAAACAUGACUUAAGAAAUGUAAGCCUAUGCAACAUUAACCUAUUAAAAACAGUUAUGUAGCAAUGAGGUUUGUGCAGUAGGCUAUAGUCCCAAUACAUUAUCACUGCAUAUUGGCUAUGCUUGAAUUGCACUGCCAAUGUUGUUCUUCUCAGACCAUCUUGAAAUUAUAUUUCCAAAUUUGAGGUAUAUGAUCAAACUGGUAAUAAAUCAUUUGCACAGCUGAGUCAGCGUAAUCAUUUUACUGGACUGAUGGCCUGCAUCUAAAUGCUCAGUCUAAGGGGAGAGAGGGAGAGAGCAGCGGUGAGGCUGCCUCUCACCCGACUCACCGUCCCUCCGCUCUCCCUCUCUGCCUCUUCCAGCUGAUGGCGAAACUUAAGUCGCACUGUAUUAUUUCUGUCUCAUGCAUGAAUUCAUGUUGUUAUUCCUAUGACCAGAGAAAGUGAAAUAUUCCUCGAUAUUAAAGCUAAUAAUAACAACACAAGCUUAUCGAAACACUUUGCUACUCAUUCAUUGCAGCUGCAGUGCUGGUUGUAGCUUCAGUGGAAGUAGGGAGAACGCACAUUUUAUGGCUUAUAAAAGUGUUGAACAAAGUGUUGAUAGUGCUGAAUAACAACUUAAAAUGAACUUACUCAUAUAAACAGCAGCUCUUUGCUGUAUUCAUUGAGUCUCUAGUCAUGGUUUUAAACAUUUUGAAAUCUCACAGUAUCAACUUUGCUGUGCACUCGAGGUUUCUUUUUACAGUCUAUGGCUCAAGGAAACUGCAGUGAUCUGAGCUAUCUGAUUGGCCAGCAGUAUGCCUAUAGGUGCACUUGAUUUGCCCUCUGGGCCUGCCGGGUAGGAGUUCUACGUUCAGGCACAUGAAGUGGUUCAAAAUGGGAACAUUUGCCUUCCCGGCGCUAGGGCUGCUGAAUCAAGUGCACAUACCGCCAACAGUACGAAACGAAUGCAUUUUUUUAAAAACUCAAGGCUUUAUCGACCGGUUGGUGACCACUGCUCUAGCGCAACACUGUUUCCUCGAGCACCACCAGCUGGAAAAGGUCAAUGGCCAAAAAAGUUACGCAUUGUAACACAAGGCUACACACAACAAUUCUGUCAGCAACCCCCACGCUUCAGGGGUGUCUUGAAAACAACAGCUCGCAACCCCACUAAAAAGCAAACACUCUGCUCAGAAAUCUCCUUGCUCCUGGAAAAGCAUUAAAUCAAAGAGGUAGAACCAGCGUAACAAAGCUGCGGGUUCUACUCAAUCUAUUUUCUGGUGCCAAAAAAGAUCCUGGACCUAAGGUGCCUUAACCGUAAUCUUUCAGCACUUCCCUUCAAAAUCCUGACAAUUAAAACCAUCCUUCAGUCAGUACAACCAGGAAAUUGUUUCACCACAGUGGACCUGAAAGACCCAUACUUUCAUAUCCCCAUUCUAAUCAGCACUUUUGAAAUGUACAGCGACAGAAUUCAGAACAUGGGCUGUUCUUACAGUAUUCUCCCUGUACACCAAGUCAGAACCGUAGGAUAAAUAAAGGGGGCAUAUAAGCAGACAAUGAAAACUCUUACAAUAUUUAAAUGAUUACAUUUCUCUAAAACAGGCAAAAUUAUGAGGGGAAAAGGGACCAAAUUAUUAGGGUGAGGCACAGAAAGUCGCCCCAUCUACAAUCCUACAAAACACACACACCAUCAGCUGGACUCAUGUAUUUGUGAUACGGAUACUGUGUGUGUGUGUGUGUUGCAGGGUCUGGGUGCUCCAGUUGGCACCAUGCUGGCUGGCCCUCAGGACUUCAUCUCCAGGGCGGUGCGUUGUCAUACUGGCAGCCGCUGGCAAGCUGGCGUUGGGGGACAUGGUCAACAGGCUGGAGGAAGACCACCGCCAUGCCAGGACCUUCGCACAGGGUGGGCACACACAAGCACUCACAGGCAAUGCGUACCUUCAGAAAUGCAAAUGUAACCUGCAAGACACACCCACUCAUUUCAUAAUAGAUUAUUGACCAAGGCAAGUUAUUACAUUUACAUUUACAUUUUAGUCAUUUAGCAGAUGCUCUUAUCCAGAGCGACUUACAGUUAGUGAGUGCAUACAUUUUUCAUACUGUCACAUAACCUUGUUUGUGUGUGUGUGUGUGGCUCUUUUGGAAUUCUGUGCCCUCAUGGCCAGAGUGGGGGAAGGAGAGCAGGCUGCUCUGGUGCAGGGGAUACGCAUACUCAUGUUACCCCACAUGGGAGGCUCUGUCAGGGCCAUGUGGCACCUGGGCAUCUCCCUGGAGGACACCCAGCUGGCCAUCCAAAAGCUGCAGCACUCUCAGCAGAGGCUCAGGGCCCAAUAA
Messenger RNA from Coregonus sp. 'balchen', 4829 nucleotides. Lineage: Eukaryota; Metazoa; Chordata; Actinopteri; Salmoniformes; Salmonidae. The record is from the annotation of a GenBank genome assembly.